GACGUAUUCGACGACACAUGGGCGAAGAUUCAAAAUGGCGGCCAUCGGUAGCUUGAUUAAUGAAAGUCAGACAAGUGAUAUCAAAGUUGAAGAAACUCUAGGAAAUAGCUCUGAAAGCAACUCGACUCCCGAAGAUGCUGAAAAUGGCCGCUGUAGCCCAACUUCGUCCGAACGCAAAACCGAGCACAGAAAGAAGAAGAAGAAACAUAAACAUCACCAUAAACAUAAACACCACAAGCAUUCAGAUGACGACAAAGAUCGUAAGAGAAAACAUAAGCACAAAAGAAAACAUCGCAAGAAUUCAACUGAACCAGAGCCGACAGGCAAGAAGAUUAARUUGGAAGCGAUCGAAGGCGAACUGGAGGAGUUAGAGAAACGUAAAGCAUACCUACAACAGCAACUCGAAAAUGAUAAACAYAGUACCUCAACUCUAUGUAGCUCGUUAGAUAAGAAAAGUUCGUCAAAGAGAGAGAAACGUGAUGAUGAUGGCAUUGAGCGACUUAGGGAAUCCACAAAGCUUGACAAGACGUCAUAUGAAAGAGAUAGCAGAGCGAAGGAUCGAUAUCACAGAGACUUUUCAGUUUCACCAGAUAGGAAUGUAAGAACACUAAGAGACAGUGAUCUGAAGAAACGAGAACACAAGCAGAGAUCACCUGAAAGACACAGGGAACCCAAAUCGCGAUCACCAGAAAGACACAAAGAACGCAAAAUACGCUCACCGGACAAGCAUAGAAAGCGGAAGUCACGAUCACCAGAAAAGCAUAGGAGCUUUAGGGAUAAUGAUUCUAAAAGAAAGGAACAGAAAUCCAAAUCUCCAGAAAGGCACAGGAGUGAAAGCCGCACUUCACGAGACAGGGACUACAAAAAUAGGGACUCUUCUGCCGAUAGAGAAAGAAAUCGCAGAGAGAGGUCUGGAUCUACAGAUAUUUUUGGUCGCUCUAAAGCACUCAAACAGGUUUCAAGUAAUAAUAUCAARGAAACCUUACAGAAAGAUAAUUCUGAAGCUAAAGAAUCAUCUUGUUCUGUARACAAUGCUAAAGGRAAGGACAGAAGUAGAAGCAGUUCAAAGGAAAAGGCAGAUCAAAUGGAAAGGUAUGGUUCAACAGAACACUGUGGCCGCUCAAAAGAUUUGGCUAGAAAAGUCUCUGAACGAUCAAGUCARUCCAAAGACAAAGAAGCUGAAAUCRCAUCUAAGUUUAAUUCUACAAAUGAGAGAUCCCAGUCCAAAGAAAUAGAAAAAMCAUUCAGAUCAAACAAUUAUGAUAUUCCUAAAAAAGAGUCAAAUGCGCAACAUUCCAGAGAUAAUACCCCAGCAAAUGAUAAAUCACAAAGAACUUUCACAGAACAAGAUAAUAGYAUUCAAAGUUCUAGCACAAGAGAUAAAAAGUCUCCAUCAAAAUCUGAUUCUCGGGAUAGAUCGCAGAGAUCAAGAUCUCCAUCAUCAUCAAGAAGACGAAGAAGCAGAUCAAAAGAAUACAAAACCAAAAGGAUAGAUAAUGUACACAAGAGUCAUUCCCCACACCGAAGCUCUUCCCCUCGUAAAAGACCAAGAUCUCCCCCUAGAAAUAGAUCACCAGCAAGAACUAGGUCACCAGGUCAUCGACGUCAUGAUAGARGUAGGUCUCCUAGGAGAAGAAGGAGGCAAUCAAGAAGCAGAUCUCAUUCACCUAGGUCCAGACGUGACAGGAGAACRUCAGACAAGCAUAAAGGCAGUUUUUCUGAGGAAGCMCAAAAGGGCAAGGAUAACCAUAGUGAUGAAAUGUAUAACUUUGAGAUGGAAUCUGAAGAAGAUGAGGAUGAAAUCAUUGAACAAAGGAGAAGACAGCGUCAGGCAAUAGUAAACAAAUAUGCUGGAACAACAUCUCAACCAGUGUCACUAACAACAUCUAUAACAUCAAAAGCUUCCGACUCGGACAGUAGUAGCAGCAGUAGUGAUGAGAGCGAUGAUAGUAACGCUGUUGAGAAGAGAGCAACAGAAGACUUUGAGAGAGAUAUGGCUYUGUCUAGAAAUCAGAAGCAAGGUGAUAGCGACACUGUAGGUGUUGGAAAAGAUGAUAGUGGUCAUAAGGACGCAAAAGCAGAUCACAAGAUCAAUAAGCAAACACAAGAGAGCUCUAAGAAUGGAGACAUGUUUGCUGUGGAUGAUAUGUUUUCUGAGCAUUACAGUAGCCCUGGUGGUCAGAUGCURAUGAAGGUUGAUGCAGCAAAGGAAAAUCCUAACUUGAUGGAUAACUGGGAUGAUGCAGAGGGAUAUUACCGUGUUCGUCUUGGUGAGCAGUUAGACAAGAGAUAUAAUGUUUAUGGGUUUUCUGGUAGUGGAGUAUUCAGUAAUGUUGUCAGGGCAAGAGAUCAAGCYAGAGGYACACAGGAGGUUGUUAUCAAAAUCAUCAGAAACAAUGAAAUGAUGCACAAGACAGGUCUCAAAGAGUUAGAAUUUCUAAAGAAGUUAAACGAUGCAGAUCCCGAGGACAAGUAUCACUGUUUGAGACUCUUCAGACAUUUCUUUCACAAGAACCAUUUAUGCCUUGUGUUCGAGUCUUUAAGCAUGAACCUACGAGAAGUGCUGAAGAAAUAUGGUCAAAAUGUUGGACUUCAUGUCAAGGCGGUCAGAUCAUACAGUCAGCAAUUGUUCUUGUCCUUAAAGCUGCUCAAACGUUCAGGGAUAUUACAUGCCGACAUUAAACCUGAUAACAUAUUGGUGAAUGAAUCAAAGUUAAUGAUAAAAUUAUGUGACUUUGGUUCGGCAUCCUUUGCUCAAGACUGUGAAAUAACCCCCUACUUGGUCAGCCGAUUUUACAGAGCACCAGAAAUUAUUAUAGGAUCCAGGUAUGAUUACCCACUAGACCUUUGGUCUGUUGGCUGCACCAUCUAUGAAAUAUACACAGGCAAGAUUAUGUUCCCUGGUAAGACCAACAACGAGAUGCUCAAACUAAUGAUGGAUUUCAAAGGAAAGAUGCCUAAUAAAAUGAUCCGUAAAGGAAUGCUGAAAGACAAACACUUUGAUGACAGCUGCAACUUUUUACAUCACGAAGUUGAUAAAGUUACACAAAGAGAAAAAGUAACAGUCAUUAGCUCCAUCAAUCCCAACAAAGAGAUAGCAGAAUCUCUACUAGGCUUCCACAAACUUGACGAAGUCCACAAGAAAAAGGUUCACCAACUGAAAGAUCUGCUGGAGAAAAUUCUCAUGUUAGACCCAGUGAAGAGACUGUCACUAAAUGAGGCUCUAACCCACCCCUUUAUCACUGAAAAGAUUUAAUGGACUUGUGAUGGACAUACGAGCAAAAUCAGGCAUGAUUUUAGAUCAUUUUAAUAUGAUUCUUUCAUUUCUCACAAUCAACUUCUUGAUCAUACAAUUAUUGUGUAAUAUGAUUAUAACUGUGUGAUGUUUCUUUAUUGUCAAGAAAUGUGGAGCAAUGACAAGUAGGGAUUGAAAUAGGGACUAGAUGACAUGCAAUUUGAAAAUAUUGAUAAAACUCAAUCAAACCUAACAUUUGUUGCUGAAAGUUAAUGUUUAACUGAUUUUAUGGUUGAGCUUUCAUCAAUCAACAAGGGAUUUAAACACUGGUGUCACAUAAUACCAAGACCAGAAUGCUUUGCUUUGCACACUUUCGUUUGUUUGAUAAUUUAGUCCCCACGGAAUUCCUUGGUUAUAUUUCUUUGGUUUCUAUUCAAUUUUUAAUUCCUCUCAUUAAAGUGCACAUGACACCUUUUGGAAAAGCACUUUUGUGAAGAGAGAUAAAGAUUUUGAAUUGUAUUUUCUGUGAGUUAUAGACAUUUGAAAAUUGAAAAUGUAAAUGAAGUGACAUCAACUAAGGAAUUGGUCAAGACUUUUUAGAAUACAUUGUUUGUGUUAUGUUGUUCUUGUCAUCAGUCAUUAAUAGUAAUAAUCGAGAGCUGAAAAUUCUUUUUUCAAUGUAACAAAAAAAUAAUGUUCUCUUUCAUGAUUUUGUAUAUUAUAUCAUUCCUUAGUAGACGUCACGUCAUUUGCAUUUUCUAAGUUUCAAUUGCCCAUAACUUACAGGUAGGAAAUACAAUUGAAGAUCAAUUUCUUUCUUCACAAAUCUACUCAAAGCAUUUUCUCUUUUGGAUGAUUAAUGAAUUUCUAAUGGUGUAGUGGGCACUUCAAGAACAAAUUAAUUACAAAAGAAAGUAGACAGAUCGUUCUGGUCUGGUAGUAUAUGUGACACCAUCAGCAAAUCAGCUUCAAGCUUAAAAAGUAUACGGAUAUCUGUUGUUUAGUCCCUUUUUUCCCUUCUUUUAACUAGUCUCUUCUAAUAGCCAUGACUUCUGGUUUCAUCAAAUUUUCUCCCCAAUAGUUCAGGGAGGAAAUUUGAUGAAAUCGGAAGUCUUUGCUGUUAGAAGAGACUAUUAYUAGCUGACAUGGUGGGUUUUUAGUUAAUCUAGUAUGCUCACUAGCUGCUACAAUUAAUAUGCUAAUCCUUAAAAUAUAUAGUUUUAGGUGUUUAAGAUUUAGAAGUUUGCAGACUUUAAAAAGGUUAAACAUGUAUCCAGUCCACUGUUGAAUAACAGUCGUCAGAUUUGUUUGACAUGGCCAUGAUCAUAUAAUAUUGUUUUUUUUUAAUCAAAUUAGUCAAUAGAACACUUGCCUGUCAUGGUAGUCUUAAGUGUAUGCAUGUAUAGUAGAGUGACUAUAUAGUCCCACAAAGAAUGUAGUAAUACAUGACCUCAAAGUGAAAGUUACACCUGUCCCUUUGUUUAUCAUAUUCAUAUAAUAUUAUAUAAUUAUGAAUGUUCAACUACAUAAAAGAAAUUUAUACUACGUGUACAUGCAUGUUAUAUGUAUUACAUAUCAGGAAUGUUAAAGUAAGAAUUCACUGGAGUUUUUGAAAACAGAAAUUAUAUCUUAGUUUAUAUCUGUUCAAAAAUUCCAUUCUCUGUAGCAUUUCAAAAUGCAUUCUGUACUUGUUUUUAAACUGUCAUGUUUUUUUUUUGUUUUUUGUUUUUUGUUUUGAAUCAAAAGAAAUAUCUUUUGCAAAAAAGCAUAAUUUGGCAUAUUAAUUAUUUAAUAUAAUUGUUUUUCUUGUGUUAAAUAAUGUAAUCUUGUUAACUCAAACAUCCCACUCAAUUGUGCCAAUGGGGAAUACAUAAUAUGAUAAGUAUUGAGCUAUAGCAGUAGUGGUAAAGUGGUUGUAAGGUAAAUGAUAACACUAUAUUGUGUUAAUGUUCCUCUAUUGCAAUGUUUUCAACUACAACUUUCAAAAACAUUUAUUCUUUUGAUUUGCUUCACUCUUCUUUAUUAUGUCUGAGUUUAUUCUGAAGUUUGUAAAUACAUGCAGGUAACAAUAUAUUCAUCACUUCCAAAUUGUUCAAACUGUUUUAACUUUAAUAUCUAAAAAAUAAAAACAACUUAACUCUUUGACAAAACUGCAGUCAUUGAGUUUUAAUUAUCACUUUCAUGAUUUUGAAUAAUACAUGUAUAAUAUCUUCACAUAGAAAACACUCAUUUUGUAGACUAACAGACUAUAUAGAUUACUUAAACAAAGUUUUUGCAAUAUGAUUUUUUUAGAAUCUUUUUCUUUUAUCAUUUCAAAAUCAAAUUAAUUAUGAUUAUUAUCAGACAGUGAUACAGGAAUCCUACUUAUCACAGAUAAAGCUCUUAGAUACUGUCUAGAAAUGAAAAUUGAACUAUUAAUAACAGUCUAAAUUGUUUAAACUCAUAAAAUAAAAUAGUUGUUAUUACUAUGAUAGUCUUCAACUUUGCUGCUAGUGUUGGCAGUUAACCCAUAAAGCAUUCUCAGACCAGCAGUUCAGGACGUGGCAAUCCCAAUUUGGAAGUACAGAAAAAUGCAAACUAUAUAUUAAAACUAUAUUUAUUUAUCAUAUUCAUUGCCAAUGUUGAUGAAGUUGAAGAUUUACUACUAAUACAAAAACUAAAUAUCAAUUUAAAUUACUCUUUGUCUAUCCAGUAUUAUAAUAAGACAUCAUUGACAUCACAUUCUACUUCUCAGAACUUCUGGUCUGCAGAUGGUUCAUUGGGCAGACUGUUCAAUGCUCAAAAUCCACUGUUCUUUUUUCAGAUUUAUGUAAUAAAUAUAAUUAUUUUGAUUGACAGUCUUCCAUUACCUGCAUGAUUUUAGUUUGUAAUCAUCAUCAUCAGUGUCAGUUGUUCUUUUAACAGGGACAAAGACUUCAAUAAAGUACAUUUUGUCCUUGGCUUUGCACAGGGUAAUACAUUUUGUAAAUUAUUUCAUUCAUUCAGGGGUGGUCAAGAUGAAGUGGUAGAUUUAACUUGAAGUCAAAGAAAGAAACCUGUUUUGAUUCUCACUUCAGUUUGUCAAGUAAACAAAAAAAAACAAGAAGAGAAAAAUGAAUGAAAAAAUUUAAAGAUUGAAUAAGAGGGUAAAAAAGAAAAAUUGAACAAGUGUAUUUAAAGAUAAAGAGAAGUUGAAGCAAAAACAACACCAAAGUCACAACAAUCCAGUCUGACUAAUAGAACCACAGGAAUGCAAGUGGUGAUUCGCUGAUAAAAUGGACUGUGCCUGUGAGAUUUUGAUAAUAUCUGCAUGUUGGCAGUCAAAAGACUUAGUGUUCAACAAUGCCUGGUUUAAAGGAUCUUCAUUGUAGCUUGUUGGAAUACAACUCCAACUUGGAAACAGUUACAAUGGAUUUAGCUCUUAAGAACAAAAAAAAAAUGUUUGUUUCUCGAGAAAAAAAAUCUUUUUGUUUGUGCCCCAGAUGGAGUUUUGUUUGAUGUCUGAUAUAUUGGGUUUAUAACCAAAAAAAUGUUAUCUUGUUUGAUUGAAUUAUAUAUUGACAAACUUUUUCCUGUCUUUUUUGGUGGACUUGAGAUCCAGGCUGAUGCUCCUCACACACUGGAAUACAACAUGCAAUUUACCAUUAGGUGAUGCUUCACAGGUUAAGGUCAGAUGGAAUAACAACAGCAUAAGAAGGUUAGUGGCAUUAAAGACUUGUAGAAUUCAUUUGACCAAUGUAAUAAAGACCAGURAAAGAAAGAUAAAAUAGACUGAACAUGAGAUAAAAGACUGAGAUUCAGUUCUUCAAGAAGACUAAUGUUACUGAGCAUGGAUCAUUAAUAUGAUUGUUAAUUAUAUGUCACAAGAUUGUCUAAUAAUUAAAGUGUAUAAAAUAAUUAAAGUGUAUGUAUUAAAGUCAGCUGCGGCUGGAUCAA
This is a messenger RNA of Exaiptasia diaphana, 7150 nucleotides long. Its product is annotated as serine/threonine-protein kinase PRP4 homolog. The record is from RefSeq and is a predicted model, not a curated record. The transcript has 12 exons. Gene Ontology annotation, molecular function: ATP binding; protein serine/threonine kinase activity. NCBI's taxonomy places the organism in Eukaryota, Metazoa, Cnidaria, Anthozoa, Actiniaria, Aiptasiidae. The coding region runs from base 35 to 3256 and encodes 1073 amino acids. Gene Ontology annotation, biological process: mRNA cis splicing, via spliceosome; peptidyl-threonine phosphorylation; peptidyl-serine phosphorylation.